Messenger RNA from Trematosphaeria pertusa, 845 nucleotides. RefSeq lists its product as uncharacterized. Gene Ontology annotation, biological process: mRNA splicing, via spliceosome. The transcript has 4 exons. Lineage: Eukaryota; Fungi; Ascomycota; Dothideomycetes; Pleosporales; Trematosphaeriaceae. Gene Ontology annotation, cellular component: U1 snRNP. The record is from RefSeq and is a predicted model, not a curated record. Bases 35 to 769 code for a protein of 244 amino acids. Gene Ontology annotation, molecular function: U1 snRNA binding.
CACAACAGUCAACUACACCUCGCAGUCACUCGCUAUGGCAGACAAGAUGGAGGGCGUAGUAUCCGCCGGCGGACUUGUUGAUCCCAGCAAAUACCCAGUCCCAAUUGAAACGAUAUACGUUAACAACCUCGAAGAGCGCGUCAAGAUCGACACCAUGAAGGAGGCGCUUACCCUCGUCUUCAAACACUACGGGCCCAUUCUCGACAUAAUAGCGAAGAGCAGCCUGAAGCGCAAGGGUCAGGCAUUCAUUGUCUUCGACAAGGAGCAGUCAGUGCUGAAUUCGGUUGAGGAGAUGAACGGCUUCGAGAUGUACGGCAAGGCCAUGCGCGUGUCUAGGGCGAAGACGCACAGCGACGAGACCGUCAAGCGAAAAGCGCCGGAGAUUUUCGACGAGCACAAACGGAAGCGGCUGAUGCUGAAAGACUUCAAACGCGCCGAAGAGGCCGCAAAGGCGCAAGCAAACCCUGCGGCGGCGGCCGAGAAGCCUCGCGCUGUCAAGCCUGGAGCUGCCGUCGUGCCCGACGAAUACGUGCGCCCGAACAAGACGCUCUUCCUUCAGAAUAUACCCAAAGAUAUGGACGAAGAUUCUCUCACCACCAUAUUCGAGCGCUUCGAGGGCUUCAGGGAAGUUCGUUACGUACAAGUCAGGGGAGUCGCCUUUGCGGAAUUCGACAACGAGCAGUUUGCUAUCACGGCGAAGGAGGCGACAGCGAACAUGCCAAUCGGUGCGGAGGGCAGGCCAAUGAAGGUCACGUAUCAGCGACAGUAGGUUAUUGCAAGUGGAUUUAUGCGUUUGGAUUUAUGAUACCUCGAAAACGAACACAAUACAGUCGUGUUCUGUCGUU